AUGAAUCUAUCAAACUUGAGUGGGUUACAGUAUCUUGAUUUGUCGACAAACAAUUUAGCAGGUAAGAUACCAUAUUGGCUUGGUAACUUUGAAAGUUUACGUAGCUUAAACCUCAGUCACAAUAUUCUAUCAAGUGAAAUACCAUCAGAGCUUGGUAAUUUGGCCUCAUUGCAUGAAGUAUUGGAUCUUAGUAGCAAUUUACUUGUUGGAGUGAUACCCUCGAGCCUAUCCAAGCUUACAAUGCUAGAAAUUUUCAACAUCUCCCAUAACCACCUCUCAGGUAUUAUUCCACAAUCAUUUUCCAACCUAAUAAGCAUAAGUUACAUCGAUUUUUCUUACAACAACUUGACGGGUGAGAUCCCCAUUUUCCAAAAUGCUUCAAAAAGUAUUUAUGAUGGAAAUCUUGGAUUGUGUGGAAAAGCUUCAGGACUUAAACCCUGCAAAAUGAAAAGAAAUAAAACUAGGACUAAUCUUAUUUUAGUCAUUUGUCUUGUUUGUGCUGGUAUAAUAGUGUUUGUUACUGCCAUUGUAAUCACUCUCAUAUUGUGUUACAAAUUCAAAGUUUUGGAUAAGAAAAGGAAAAGUUCUAACCUAAAUGACACUCGUCAAUCAUUGAUAUGGGAGAAAGAAGCAAAAUUCACAUUUGGAGAAAUUGUAGAUGCCACUGAAAACUUUGAUGACAAGUAUUGCAUUGGGAAUGGAGGUUUUGGUACUGUUUACAAAGCCAUAUUGAGAUCACAUGAGUUAGUUGUUGCGGUUAAGCGGUUGCACUUGUCAGAUUCAAGUGAGAUUUUAGAAGCUAGUCGUAUUAGUUUCGAGAAUGAGAUUCGAACUCUGACAGAAGUUCGACAUCGAAACAUGGUAAAGCUUUAUGGAUUUUGUUUAAGAAAGGGUGAAAUGUACUUGGUGUAUCAGUAUGCAAACAGAGGCAGUCUAGGAUUCGCGAGCCUUGGACCUAAGACCAAGAACUUUGUAGUUGCCGGUGGAUUGACAUCAUUCGUCUUUGGGGUAUAUUUCUACACAAUGAGGGCUGUGGGAGGUACAGAUGAGCUGCAAGUGGCCAUAGAUAAGUUUGAGGAUCAGAAGAACAAGAAAGAGGCUGAACCAAAUUUGCCAUCAAAAGCUUAA
Messenger RNA from Cannabis sativa, 1128 nucleotides. Its product is annotated as MDIS1-interacting receptor like kinase 2-like. The transcript has 2 exons. The record is from RefSeq and is a predicted model, not a curated record. Lineage: Eukaryota; Viridiplantae; Streptophyta; Magnoliopsida; Rosales; Cannabaceae. The coding region runs from base 1 to 1128 and encodes 375 amino acids. Gene Ontology annotation, biological process: protein phosphorylation; hormone-mediated signaling pathway. Gene Ontology annotation, cellular component: plasma membrane. Gene Ontology annotation, molecular function: protein tyrosine kinase activity; ATP binding; protein binding.